Molecule: messenger RNA, 1144 nt
Organism: Brassicogethes aeneus
Lineage: Eukaryota; Metazoa; Arthropoda; Insecta; Coleoptera; Nitidulidae
Source: the annotation of a GenBank genome assembly
AACAAUUAGUUUGUGUUUGUUAUUUGUUAAAAUGGGGACACCAUUUAAAAAUUUGCUGUUUUCUUCCCCAAAAAUAUUCUCCCCAAUAUCUCCAUCAACAAAUUUUGUUAUCAAUAGCACAAAAAAAUCGAAUAUAGCCAAACAGUUGUUUAACAACGAUGCUGGUGCUAUCAAAAAGAAAGUUCAAAGCAAUGUUAAAAUUCAUGUAACAGAUUAUGAUUUAACCAAACUAAAGGUUCCCACACCCACAGAUAUAUUAUUUAACACUCCAAAUAAAAACGAAUUGUUAACAAACGGUGUGAAAGAGAAACAGGAGUUCAAUAUUUUAGGAAAAGGUGCCUUUGGUACUGUUAUUCGUGGUAUAAAUAAAGGUUCAAUAGUGGCAAUAAAAAUAGUGAAAAAUAAAAACAACAAUCACAUAAACGAAAAAAACGCACUGCAUCUUCACCACGAAAAUAUAGUAAAAACCAUAGAUAUAACGUUUAGUAGUACUCUAAACUAUUUUUUAGUUUUGAUGGAGUAUUUUCCUAAAUGUAUUUCGUUACAGCAACUUCUCGAUAGCGAAGAUGAUAUAACUGAAAGCCAAAAACUUAAAUUUGCUUUGGAUGUUACAAAAGGUUUGCAGUACUGUCAUGAAAACAACGUUUUGCAUCUUGACGUAAAGCCCAAAAAUAUGCUUAUUCACGAUAAUUGUUGCAAAUUGUGUGAUUUUGGUAAUUCAGUUUUGAAGGAUGAUCUAAGAAAUUUUAAUCAUCAGGGAACUAUUGCUUACACAGAUCCUGAAAUUUUACUGGGAAAAUUACCAUCCACAAAAAGUGAUAUUUAUUCUUUGGGAAUCGUUCUUUGGCAAAUUAAGUACCGGAAGCUUCCCUACGAGAACACUGAUAAUAAUGAAACCAUUAUUUACAAGGUUGUAAAAAUUGGGAUGCGUCCCAAAGGCUACGAAGAAAAUUGCGAAUAUUGGAAACUUUUUUGCCAAUGUUGGGAUUGCGACCCAGAACAAAGACCUCAAAUUGGAGAUAUUUUAAAUGAGUUAAACAGCCUUCUUGUAACCCAUAAAUAAUAUUUAUUUUUUAUAUUUAUAAUGUAAACGUUUAAUUUAUCGUUGUUUGUAUUUUAUUUAUUGAAUAAAUUAUUUCGAAGA